Molecule: messenger RNA, 2718 nt
Organism: Paecilomyces variotii
Lineage: Eukaryota; Fungi; Ascomycota; Eurotiomycetes; Eurotiales; Thermoascaceae
Product: Sodium:solute symporter family-domain-containing protein
Exons: 4
Coding region: 381-2432 (683 amino acids)
Biological process (GO): urea transmembrane transport; spermidine transport; putrescine transport
Cellular component (GO): plasma membrane
Molecular function (GO): urea transmembrane transporter activity; putrescine transmembrane transporter activity; spermidine transmembrane transporter activity
Source: RefSeq, a predicted model, not a curated record
ACCGGUUGAUGGACAUUAAUUAAUAAGGACGACAACACAAGGCCCCAUUACGAGAGACUACGCUUAUCUAUCUAGACGAUGCUCAUCCAGAUGGAUUUUCCCUAUCUAAACUUCUGGUAUCCGCCCCGUGGAGACGAGCUCGGAUCCAGCUCUGCGAGUUCGGAGUCUGUCUGGGGUUCCCCACGGCCGAUGGCUCUUCUAUAUGAACAGGCAUGCGUCCACCGUUGAACAGACGGAGAGAUCAGCAUUGCAUCCUAGCAGCAGUCCUUGAACCGCAAGUCAGUCUCGGAUAAUUCCAUUCGACGGACUACUUGAAGGCCUUACUCCUUGUAUCUACAGCGGCGAUUCCGCCCAUUUGACAUCAGGAGAAAAGAAACACCAUGGCCGGCAACGUGGUCGAAUUCUCCCCUCCCCUGGGGCAGGGCUUUGGAUAUGGAAUCAUUCUAGGUCUGGGAUUUGCUUUUGCCUUCGUGAUGAUCUUCAUCACUUGGGCUCUCAAGCGGUAUCAACACGAAGUGCAAACAUCAGAGAUGUUCUCCACGGCCGGAAGGUCAGUCAAGUCAGGGUUGGUGGCAGCAGCCGUUGUCAGUAGUUGGACCUGGGCGGCAACUCUGUUGCAGUCGUCCACGGUGGCAUACGAAUACGGCGUUUCAGGCCCCUUCUACUACGCAGCAGGCGCUACGGUUCAGAUUAUCCUGUUUGCAACACUGGCUAUCGAACUGAAGAGACGAGCUCCCAAUGCGCAUACAUUCCUGGAGGCCGUCCAUGCUCGCUAUGGAACAAUCGUCCACUGCGUCUUCAUCGUUUUCUGUCUGAUGACCAAUAUCCUCGUGACAGCCAUGCUUCUGACAGGUGGAUCCGCUGUGCUGACGGCGUUGACGGGAGUCCACACAGCUGCAGGCUGUUUCCUCCUCCCCAUCGGUGUCGUCCUCUACACUAUCUUUGGGGGUAUUAAGGCCACAUUCAUUACGGACUACAUACAUACCAUCUUCAUCGUCGUUAUCAUUUUCGUUUUCGCGUUUUCCGCCUAUGCGACGAACAGUAAGCUGGGGUCCCCGAGUGCUGUCUACGACGCCCUGGUCGAAGCAUCCCGUCUCCAUCCAAUCGAGGGAAACGCGGAGGGAAGCUACUUGACCAUGCGUUCGAAGCAAGGUGGCAUUUUCUUCGUCAUCAAUCUCAUUGGAAACUUCGGAACUGUGUUCCUCGACAACGGAUACUAUAACAAGGCCAUUGCAGCUAGCCCUGUGCACGCUUUCCCCGGAUACAUCAUUGGUGGUCUCUGCUGGUUUGCGAUCCCAUGGCUCUGCGCCACCACUAUGGGACUCACCGCUGUUGCAUUGGAGGGCACACAGCAAGUCAGCUCACAGGAUGUCACUGCUGGUCUGGUCCUGCCUUUUGCAGCCGUCAAGCUGCUGGGCUACGGCGGAGCAGUGGCCACUACGCUGAUGGUGUUCAUGGCGGUCACUUCUGCCUUCUCAGCGCAGCUGAUUGCCGUGUCCUCAGUGACCACUUAUGAUAUCUACCAGGCUUACAUCAAUCCCAAGGCCAAGGGAAAGCAGCUAGUCCUCGUUUCCCACUUGUCCUGUGUCGUGUAUUCUCUAGCCAUGGCAGGAUUCGCUACAGGUCUGUACUACGCGGGCAUCGGUAUGGGCUAUCUCUACCUCCUGAUGGGCGUCAUCAUCUCCGCUGCAGUCUUCCCGGGUGCCAUGGCUCUGCUCUGGAAGGGACAGAACUGGAUCGCUGCCGCUGCCUCUCCUGUUCUCGGCCUGGGAACUGCCCUCGGCGCCUGGCUCGGCACUACGCAAAAUCUGUACGGUGACCUCAGUGUGGCCAGCACCGGAUCGAAUUACCCCAUGUUGGCAGGCAACGUGGCAGCGCUGCUCAGCCCGAUGAUCUACGUCCCGAUCCUCACUCUUGUCUUCGGCUCGCAGAAUUACGACUACGAGUCUAUGCGUGCCAUCCGCAAGGUCGACGAUACCGACGUCGCUGCCGCUGCGCAUGUCGACAUUGAACUCAUUCCUGGUGAAGUCGAUCACCACACUGCUGCCCAAGAGGCUGAGGAACUACGCCUGCUCAACAGAGCCGCCAAAUGGGCCCGCAUCCUCACCGUUUUCAUGGCCAUCAGUCUUCUUGUCAUCUGGCCCAUGCCCAUGUACGGAUCCUCAUACGUCUUCAGCAAGCCCUUCUUCACCGGCUGGGUCGUGGUCGGCAUUAUCUGGCUCUUCGGUACCUCUUUUGGUGUCAUCAUCUACCCGCUGUGGGAGGGCCGCUACAGCAUACAGCGCGUGGUGCGUAUGAUGUCUCAGGAUAUCAUGGGUAAGAGGCCUACCUAUUACGGUGGCCAGGAAGCCGCAGACGAACCUACCACCGGUCAAGUGACACCCACAACAACGGAGAAGGUCUCUGGUGAUAAGUUCACCGAAGAGAAAUAGAUUAUUAUAUCCAGAUGAUUCCCAUGCAUGUACAUACGUUUCUGUUUUACCUUUGUUUUUAUUUGUCUUUAUAGGUAUAUAUAUCCUUGGACGGGAGCCGAAUACUCAGGCUAAUGAUGAAUAUUUUGAUGAUCCAAUAUUUUGUGCGUCCUUCCUUGUGGUGUCGAGGAAGCCUCUGCUCUACACAAUACUUAGUAGUUAAUUGUUCUUUGGAAAGAUCUAAUCUCUGAUAAUUUCUAGAGUUCGGAUACUUCAUACCCUUUACUUUUUAUAGAAAUAAAUCGAG